Molecule: messenger RNA, 1665 nt
Organism: Suillus subalutaceus
Lineage: Eukaryota; Fungi; Basidiomycota; Agaricomycetes; Boletales; Suillaceae
Product: catalase-like domain-containing protein
Exons: 11
Coding region: 132-1529 (465 amino acids)
Biological process (GO): response to hydrogen peroxide; hydrogen peroxide catabolic process
Cellular component (GO): mitochondrion; peroxisome; cytoplasm
Molecular function (GO): heme binding; catalase activity
Source: RefSeq, a predicted model, not a curated record
CGGAGCACAGUGGAGCACCUGAUCAUCCCCACGCAUUCGUAAGACGGUUCCCAGCGGCGGGUACUUAUAAUCCACUCUCUAUCUCGAAUAAUGUCCCCAUCUUUCUCUUGAGCAUUCAUCAUCUCUCGAUCAUGCCCUCCCCGCAAGUCUUCGCUGCUACAGAUGGCGCAGUGUACACAACCUCUAAUGGUGCAGCCGUAGCGCAUCCCCUUGCUGCUGAACGUGUUGGUCCUGUGGGACCCCUCCUCCUUCAGGACUUCCACCACAUCGAUCUUCUUGCUCAUUUUGACCGGGAACGGAUCCCUGAGCGUGUGGUGCACGCCAAAGGCGCUGGUGCUCACGGCUAUUUCGAGACGACCCACGAUCUCAGUGACAUCACCUCUUGCAAACUAUUCACAAACGUUGGCAAGCAAGUUCGACUAACCGCCCGUUUCUCCACUGUCGGUGGGGAAAGUGGUUCCGCUGACACGGCUCGCGAUCCCCGUGACUGGGUCUUCAACAACACACCUGUGUUCUUCAUCAGAGAUCCCGCCAAGUUCCCGCCCUUCAUUCACACCCAGAAGCGAUUACCUGUCUCAAACCCGGAAUCGGCGCAUCAAGUCAUGAUACUGUUUUCCGACCGCGGGAUACCCGACGGUUACCACAACAUGCACGGCUAUUCUGGCCAUACCUUCAAGCUCGUGAAAGAUGACGGCUCGUGGGUCUACACCCAAAUUCACUGUAUUGCUGAUGGCGGCUGCAAGGUCCUCGAUACUGCCACGGCUCGUGAUUUGUCGGCAGACAACCCCGAUCACGGUAUUCAAUCGUUGUUCGAAACCAUAGACGCUGGUAACUUCCCGUCCUGGACCGUCUACGUUAAAAACUUCCGUUACAACGUCCUGGACUUGACCAAAGUUUGGCCCCACAAGGACUACCCCUUGCGCCCCGUAGGAAAAUUCGUGCUCAACGAGAACCCGCAAAACUACUUCGCUGAAAUUGAACAGGCUGCUUUUGCGCCCAGCCAUUUGGUUCCCUACUUCGAGGCCUCUGCUGACCCCAUCCCUGUCAAUGCGCCCAUUAUCUCUGUUGCCAACUUCCAACGCGAUGGUGCUAUGGCAUUCAACAACCAGGGAGCACGCCCGAAUUAUCAGAGUUUCUAUUACACCCUUGACAUACUUGAGCAACAAGGGAUCUAUCAGGGCACACCCAGAGACUAUGAGCGAGCCAAACAACAUGAAAGCUGGGUUGGUGGAGCAUUCUGGGACUUGAGCGAGAUCACCGAACUUGACUUCGAGCAACCGCGUGCACUCUACCAAAAUGUCAUGGAUGACGCAGCCAGGGCGCGCCUGGUUUCCAACGUUGCUGGCCACCUUGGUGGUGCCAAAAGCGCUGAGGUUAAGGCCCGGACUCUUUCUUACUUUGCAUCUGUGGACCAAUCUUUGUCUGACCGCAUUGCUAAGGCUAUCGGUGCCCCCACUGCAAAGCCUUUGGCUGUCAAACCUGCGUCCGAGGCAGUUCGCUUCAGGCAUGGUGUCGGUGCUGCGCUGUAAUUUGUAAACGUCAAGGAAUUUAUUGUAGCAACCAUGGAAACAAGCUAUCACGUGUAUUGUUUUAGUAGAAUAAAAUAUUGGUGUCGCUAUCCGCAGGACGAGAAUUUGGCGACCUGCACAAACGAUAUAUCUGCAA